AGCGUUGUAAAAAGGACGUUAUGCCGUCUGCAGUCUUUUGUAGUAUGCUUUUCUCCCUCUACAGUAGGUUUCUAAAUUUCAAACUAAGUUUUGGGUGUUACUGGAGCUCUUUGACUUUCACAGCUGUGUCAUAGCCCAUCGUCCGACGACGCCACACUUGGCCGAUUCAUCUCCCGCCAACGGACGGGUGUCUCGGGGUGCACACGAGUGACGGGUGACCAUGGGGGUGCCUGUUGCACGAUGCGCGAGUGUCCCCCUUUGCAAGUUGACACCAAGCUCUUCAAAGAGGUUGUGCUCAUUUCUAACUCUCACCUUUGCUCUACAUUGUCGCUGACGCUUUCGGAAUCAAAUGGCUUCAUUUUUGGCAAUCUGGCAGCUGCCAAACGUGAUCCGUGGGCUUCCUGUGCAGAGAUGGGACCUUUUUAAGGUCCCAGAGCUGGCGGAAGCAGAGGCAGGGCGGGGCGAUGCAUAGGACACGCAUUUGGAAGAACAUACGGCCCGCGUCUGGUGUGACUGGUGCAAAUCCCCGACUUGGCCCUUCGGUCCUUCGUGCCCCCCGAGUUCUCUGCCUGAGGCCCAGAGGGCAUCACUGGCAUUCGGUGACGGGGCACAUGGCUUAAUGGAGCCCCAGCCUACUCUUCUCUGCCUCCCCUCACCAUUCCUUGUGCUCCUCAAAUGUGCCCUCCUGGGUUGUGAACGUGCCCGCUCGCUUUCCAGAAACAAUGCCGCUUCGUCCAGGAUGUCCCCCUGGCAGCCUCAUGAGACCUAGGGUCCGUUUCCCCCCGGCCCUCUCUGUGCCUGAGUUACAGCCAGAACAUCUCCCAGGUGUCACUUUAGGGAAGAUCAGAAGGUGAAUGUUUCCCCUAAAUCUAUCCAAAAGCCUGGACUCCUUCCUUCGGCAAAGCAAAGCCGUGAGCACCUCCACCCACCUCGGAAACCAGACGCGGCAGCCGUGUCCUGGCUGGAACCUCAGUCCUCACGGCUUGGCCUUGCCUGGGGUGAAACCCCACUUCCUCAGGCCUUUACUAUAAAGAUAAAGGGAUCUUAGGACCCCUUCUUCGACUGGAAAACUCUUCCCUGUCACUUCUUCGCCUGACCAUAACCUUCCCAGGAUUUUUCAGAAUCCAGCUCAGAGCUGCUACCUUCCCAGCCUAACUGCCGCCACCUUGCUCCCAGCUCAUCUGCACGCAUUUGGGCCAGAGCAGGGCUUCGGACAUGCGUGGGUGAGCCUCUUACCCCUGUCCCACUUGGGACGUGCCACCUGCUACUCUUAGCCUCCUGGGGUUUAUGGUGCUCAUUAGCAUAUUAGCAUUGAUUAGCAUAAUAGCCACACAGGCCCCGCAGGCAUGACCCUUGCUUUCAUCUGUUUAGUCUGUUUCCCAAAAGUAUUGAACUUGGUAGUCCCUUCUCUCUCCCCAAAUAACAGCUAUUACUCAUUUGGAAAACACGAUCUGGAAGAUUCUCCUGCUCCUUUCACGUGUCAGUUUGUCCUUGUGGUCUUAUUCUUCUCAGCAAUCAGGCUGUGAUUCCUCUUGCUUUCUAUUUUGUAUUUUCUUUUUAAAUUAAUUAAUUGCUUUAGCAAUCUCUACGGCCAACGCGGGGCUCGAAUUCGCAACCCCAAGAUCAAGAGUCGCCUGCUCUUCCGACUUAGCCAACAAGGCGCCUCUCUGACGUACAAAAAUCAUCCUUUGCGAACUACUUCGGUCCAGAGUAACCACCCCAGAGGGGUUGAAUUGAAUGAAUGCAUGUACUCGGGAAUGAGUGAAUGAGUGAAUGAGUGAAUGAAUGAAUGAAUGAAUUGAACAGUCAGUCAAUUGGCUGGUCAUCCAGCUGUGAAGCAGUCAGAAACUGCCGGGUCACUGUAUCCUGGGGACACACUGCUAUCUGGCCAGUGUCAGACCCUCUCCACAGUGGAAUGACUCACUCUCCCGCAUUAGGCUCUGGUAAUUUUCUUUUUAGGCGUCUCUCUCCCGGUGAGACGGGGAGCCCCUGCAGGGCAGGGACCACAUCACCUUCACCUCUCUGUAUUCCCCACAAGUGGGUACACAGUCCCUGGUUGCUGAAUGACAUCUCUCCUCUGACUCCUUCCAGAGGGAUCUAGAACACUGUGGUUAAACCUGCAGGCUUUGGAGCCAGACUGGAUGAGUCUCUAACUACCCGGGUCACCUCAGGCAAAUUACUUCAUCUCUGUACUUCAGUUUCCCUAGCCAGCCGGGGGUGAUAACAGUAUCUUCCUUACCAGGUUGUUGGGGGACUAUGUGAGUUAAUGUGUGUAAAGCACAUGAAAUAUGCCCGCCACGGAGGGCAGUGCUGGCCUGUGCUGGUGCCGGGAACCACAGUAACCAGGGACUGUGAUGUGAGCUCUCCGUGCAUCAUCUCAGGGACCAGGAAUCCGGGCAGCCGGAUCAUCUGCGUUACCCCGGGGCACCUCCCCUACCUCCUCACCUACGAUCGCCCCCACUGAGAACCCGAUGGGCUCUUUUACCCUCCGUCCUUCCCAAAAGAUGGGAAUCCAAGGCACUGCACGGGCGGAUCGGAAGUGCGCGUGUGCACAGACGAGAGCGAGUGUAAGCGAGCGAGAAUGAGUUCUUUGAGAGGCCUGGGGGGCGCCAUCGCCUUCGUGGCAGACGCAGGGACACAAAGAUGUUGAGGCAGGAUGGGGAGAAUACGCAGGAAAAAAAAAAAAUCACCUGUGAAUCAGCAAUGCUGCAGAACUGGCAGAAGCCAAUUUGGUUGUCCCUGGCCCUGGGCCAGCAGUACACCUCGCUGGGCUCGCAGCCCCUGCUCUGCGGCUCCAUCCCAGGCCUGGUCCCCAAGCAGCUGCGCUUUUGCCGAAAUUACAUCGAGAUCAUGCCCAGCGUGGCCGAAGGCGUGAAGCUGGGCAUCCAGGAGUGCCAGCACCAGUUCCGGGGCCGCCGCUGGAACUGCACCACCAUAGACGACAGCCUGGCCAUCUUCGGGCCCGUCCUAGACAAAGCCACCCGCGAGUCGGCCUUCGUGCACGCCAUCGCCUCUGCCGGCGUGGCCUUCGCCGUCACGCGCUCCUGUGCCGAGGGCACCUCCACCAUCUGCGGCUGCGACUCGCAUCACAAGGGGCCGCCAGGCGAGGGCUGGAAGUGGGGCGGCUGCAGCGAGGACGCCGACUUCGGGGUGCUCGUGUCCCGGGAGUUCGCGGACGCGCGCGAGAACAGGCCGGACGCGCGCUCGGCCAUGAACAAGCACAACAACGAGGCGGGCCGCACGACCAUCCUGGACCACAUGCACCUCAAGUGCAAGUGCCACGGGCUGUCAGGCAGCUGCGAGGUCAAGACCUGCUGGUGGGCCCAGCCCGACUUCCGUGCCAUCGGCGACUUCCUCAAGGACAAGUACGACAGCGCCUCCGAGAUGGUGGUGGAGAAGCACCGCGAAUCCCGCGGCUGGGUGGAGACCCUCCGCGCCAAGUACGCGCUCUUCAAGCCGCCCACCGAGAGGGACCUGGUCUACUACGAGAACUCCCCCAACUUCUGUGAGCCCAACCCCGAGACGGGCUCCUUUGGCACCAGGGACCGGACUUGCAAUGUCACCUCCCAUGGCAUCGAUGGCUGCGACCUGCUCUGCUGUGGCCGCGGCCACAACACGAGGACGGAGAAGCGGAAGGAGAAAUGUCACUGCAUCUUCCACUGGUGCUGCUACGUGAGCUGUCAGGAGUGCAUCCGCAUCUACGAUGUACACACCUGCAAGGCAGUGGGAACGGGUGAAGCGUGUGGCUGGGCAGAUUCACCGAAGUCCCAUGGGAAGCAGGACCUGGAGCCGGGCUCAGCCCUCAGCACCAGACAGCAAGGAACCCGGACUGUUGCCAGACGCCCGUGCGGUAAAUUACCUGGACCCGAGCCGCCCGCUGACGGGGAGGCCCCCCUCGCGCUCUCUCUUAAGUCUCUCACCCUGCUCUGGAUGGUGUGUGGUUUUUAAAGAAGGGGCUUUCUCUUUAGUUCUCUAGGGUCUGAUAGGAACGGACCCCAGGCUUCUCUUUGCACAUGUUAAAGAAAAUAAAAAAUGGAAAAAAAAAAAAAAUUCUACUCCGACAGAACAGGCUGGGCUACCGUGAGCUCUCUGCCCGGUGGUGAAGACUUCAGCACAGGCAAGAUUCUGUUUCCAGACCGCUCCUUCUGGUGAUGCGCCAAGACGCCCGUGAGGUGGGAGUUACGAAGUAGGACAGACCCCUGCAGUCUCCUUUUCUCCGUCUCCUCCUGUGCAAAUCUGAUGUCCUUCCACAUUCUGACAAAAGCCAUAGGUUGAGCUAGGAUAAAGUGGUAGGGAGGCCCAAGGCGAUUGUGGGAGUAGGAUUUUGAGUUUUGAAGAACCAGGAGCGCUGGGUGGCCUGGUAAGCUGUUUGAAAAGCAGCUGUGUGUUCUGUCUCGUUUUCUCUGUAACCCGGUUCUGCACAAGAGGCAGGCAGAGCCGCUCCCCCUCUUGUUGCCCAUUCUGCGGUUUCCACCAGUAACGCGGGACGGUGGGGUUGUUUUGCUUGUUUUGUUUUUGUUGGUUUUCAGAGGAUGAUGUAAAUAGGUUAUGUUUCAAGGGGGCCGGCCUUCUGCAGCUCCAGUAGCUUCCUAAAGCAACAAGUGGUACCUUUAGACGGGGCCGUUCAAUCCCUCCCAGCCCGGCUCACCGGCAGAUUCUCCACAAAAACAAGUCCAGGUAGAGUGGCUGGGAGUCUAGGCCACCUUGGUAGAAGUUAGACAAAGGGUCAGGGAGUGGCGAUCUGGUCCCGAAGUUCCAAUUUGGCGACUCGUAGACGGUGGGGGGGGGGGGGGCGGGGGGGAGGUUAAAAGUCACUCCUUCGUCUCCUCUCUGAAGCAGACACGUCUUCUGGCCUCCUUUCCUUUCUUUGGCCUGUGUGGGUAAACAGAAGCGCCGAGUUCUUUAACACGCACCCUCCGGCCUCGCCCGCACGCGGACACCGCACCCAUCCGCGCAGUUACCAAGGAUCAGGGUUGGGUGUCCGAAGCGGGGCAAGCGGUCACUCGGUCCCUCGGGUAAAGCCUCUCACGGCCGAGUUCCCCUUGCUCUAUGCUGGUCCUCUGGCGCGUCCUGAAGGAGGCUAGCAGGAUGGAGGCAGGCGGAUCGGACAGUAUGAAUCGAUGCAGCUGUGUCUUAAGGAGAAUCGGGAAGAAUAGUCCAGAACAAAGUCGUUUCUUCCUUUUCUCCCUUCUCUCUCUGGUCUGCCUCACGCUGACCUAAGGUUCCGGGGUCUUCCCGCUUGCCCAGGCAGGCUUGCCACCACCAUCUAGAAGCCAUGCCCGCCCUCUUGAAUCCGCUGGCAACGAGCCCUGAUAAAGAUCCACACCCCAUCCCCUCUCCAGAGAGUCUGAAAUGCCCCUCCCCACCUCACCUUAGACUGAAGUUUUAAAUCAUGUCAACCAGAUGAUGCUUGCUUUAUGUGAGAAUUAUUUCAGCAGAAUGGAUACAAAUUUUCAAAAACAGUCUUUUCAUAUCUAUGUAUUCUAUAUUAAAAGUGAUAAAGUCAUGUUUCUGGGGCGUA
Molecule: messenger RNA, 5521 nt
Organism: Leopardus geoffroyi (Geoffroy's cat)
Lineage: Eukaryota; Metazoa; Chordata; Mammalia; Carnivora; Felidae
Gene: WNT3
Product: Wnt family member 3
Exons: 5
Coding region: 2644-3948 (434 amino acids)
Biological process (GO): canonical Wnt signaling pathway; neuron differentiation; cell fate commitment
Cellular component (GO): extracellular region
Molecular function (GO): cytokine activity; frizzled binding
Source: RefSeq, a predicted model, not a curated record